CAGGAGGAGCGUAGUGAUGUUUCUCACGGGAGAGCAGAGUCACAUCAAAGUAACGAAUACAUUGGCCCUAUUGCUUAAUUAGACUGCAGACCCGGAGGCCGAGACAAUAAGACAGCACAGCCAAGCCAACCUCUCUCUCGAUCGCCCCCCCCCCGAUAGGACAGUCAUCCCUCCCUCCCUCGCUCGGUCGUCCCCCUUCCUCCAUCCCUCCCUUCCCGGCCUUGAAAGCUAUUGAGCCCAGAUUGACAGCGCAGUCCCUCCCUGCUUCAGCUGUGCUGUCUGCCGGCCAAUCACUCACUGCAGAACAGCCUGCAUCACUUGGUGGAUGCCCGCUGGAUCUUGACGAUGUUAGGGCUCCAUCCAUCGAUCGACGAGUUGGCCCGGGCCAGCCAUGCAGCGGCUGCAUUGCACUGACGCACAGUCCCGAUGCGCUUGAAGCGCAACGACCUCCACUCGUGGCCAUCGCCAGGGACGUAACAAGACUGCCCCUGCUGAUUCUUCUCAACCGCAGCGCCCUCCUGCACAGUCUUCUUGCUUCGUCUCUUCUUGCCAGUCGUCUCGUUCUCGUCUUUUUUCCCGUCGCCCGCUGCUCCGAUGGUGUUGGCUUUUGUCUUCAGCUCAUCGCUGUGAUCUGCGUGCAGAGCAGCUGCAGCGCCGUGCUGCUGAGUCUUCUUGCCUCCUCUCUUUUGGGCCAGGCGUCUCGUUCUCGUCGCUUUUCUCGUCGGGACGCUUUUCUCUCUUUCUCGUAGCCGUCGUCCCGCUCGUGCUUGUCUUCAGCUCAUCGCUGUGAUGUCCGUCCAGUGCAUCACCCGCAGCCAUCUCCCCCCGCUUGUGCCCAUGGAGAUGAGGUGGCGACUUGUCCUCCUGCGCCAUCAGCACGGUCUCUCGGGCAGCAUGUUCAUCAUUUGUUGCUGCGCGACGCUCGUGUAUCUUGGUCAGGCGAGUGUGCGUCGAGUGCGGGACCAGAAGGGUGGAUGGAGGUCGACGAUGUGUUGCUUGCCCCGUCGAAUCUGUGUGUGCUUUCUUCAGUCGCUGAUAUGUCGAACGCACCACCACAGGACGAUUCUCGGAGUCCUUCCCUGCCCAUGCGCUCUCACAGAAACAGCACAAAUGAGCCAACCGAAGGCAUGCAUCCGCAUGUGAGUCACCGUACAUACCUUCAUUCUUGCGUUUCUGUGCCGCUUCAUCUCCUCUCGCUAGAUCAGCCUUGGCUGUCUUCCUCCCCCAGGCAUCCUUGCCGCUGAUCUUCGUCUUGCGUGGUGCCGUUUUGCCAUCUCUGUCCCACUUGAGCGUCGCCAUGUCGCUCCCCACACCGAUGUAGACCCUCGGCAGGCCAUUGCUCCUCAACACCCCUCUCUCCAUGUGCACGCAGCCGAGAGCACUCCAAUACACUCAGAAAAGGAUUUCUGGCAAAGUAAACGCGUUGUAGGCACGCCCCAAGGGCUUG
Vitrella brassicaformis is the source of this 1447-nucleotide messenger RNA. The record is from the annotation of a GenBank genome assembly. NCBI's taxonomy places the organism in Eukaryota, Vitrellaceae.